AUGGAAGCCACCCGCGCAUGCCCUUGCUGGGCACAACUCAUCGUCGCAGGGCUGAUCUUCACUGUCGCCUUCGUCCUAAUCUUUGUCUUUGUAAUACCCGGCGACAUCUUCUACUCCAUCGCCAUCGACUCCGCCUCCGGCCUCGACCCGCCGUCGCCCACCGACUUCUCGCUGGCCCGCCCCGAGUUCAACCUCACCUUCCGCGUCACCACCGACGGCCUCAGGCGCACCGUGUGCGUCGACGCUGGCAUCUACGUGGAGGUGUCCUACCGUUGCGUCCCGCUCGCCGCCAGCCCCGCCACGCCGCACCGGAUCUGCGUCGCGCCGAGGAAGGUGAGGGAUGAGCCUAUGUUCGCGACGGGAGCCUGCAUCCGCCUGCCAGGGUACAUGAUGGACAGCCUCGCGGCCGACAUACGGAGCGGGGUGGAGGCGUUCGGCGUCACGCUCAAACAGUCCUCCGGUGGUGAUCAAGCCGGCGAGGGCGACAAUGUGGCAAAGUGUGGAGCUAGGCGGGUCGGGGAUGUCCCCGCCAGGUGCGAUACGUUGUACACGUGCCCCGAUGGGGACCCGUCAAGGAGUGCUCCAGAUGCUGCUGCUUCCCCAAGGAGUACUCCUGAUACUGCUGCUUCCCCAGGGAGUACUCCUGACUCUGCUGCCAUUGCGAAUGCGUCUCAACCAUAG
Messenger RNA from Triticum turgidum subsp. durum (durum wheat), 681 nucleotides. NCBI's taxonomy places the organism in Eukaryota, Viridiplantae, Streptophyta, Magnoliopsida, Poales, Poaceae. The record is from the annotation of a GenBank genome assembly.